ACCUUAAAUACAAUAGUAAUUAGUACGUUUUUACUGAUAGCUGUUAAUAAGAAAAACGUACGUUUAAAGAAAAUGUAAUAGUACAGAUAAUUUAUUUAAUUAUGAAAAUUCGAUUACUUCGAGUUUUGGUAGUAAUUUUCCGUUACGAAGGGAAUACUUUGGAAUCUAUAACUAACGUCACUAUCUUCCAUUCUCGGGAUGCGGUCAAACCCGUGAAUGGUUGUGAACAUCAUCUCAAGGUCAACCAGUGCGUCACACUCGAAAGAUGGCGUCAACUUAAGCCUAAUCACCGUAGCAAUGAGCAGAAUGACCAAAACCACGAGAGUAUCGAACUCUAGUAUAAAAGUUCAGAAGAGAAAACAUGGAGAUUCCACCAGAGUACAGAGAGAGAGCGAGAAGUGUCAGGUUUUCAAUGGUACCAGAAAUCAUAAAAUUUACUCCUGAACUGGCAAUUAAAGAAGAAGAGGAAGAAGAAGAGAAGAAAAGCAAAUUGAAGUUAAUACUUCAAGAUAAAAUUUUACCACACAUGAAAAUAAUUAUAACAUUAAUUUUGUUACUCCUCUUCAUAAUUGGCUUAAGUGUUUACCUCUUCUUGCAUAUGAGACAUAUCAAAAUAGGUAUUCAUAAACAAGCUCAAGAAUUUCCUAGUGAUAACUGUGACGUUGAAGUAUUUAGACUUCCUUCGAAUGUGAUGCCAAUUCAUUACGUUCUAGAGAUUCAACCAGAUUUGGAUAAUUUGAAUUUUAGAGGGAAAGCAGACAUUCAUUUAAACUGCUUUCGUAAUACAAGUAAGGUGACAUUACACGCUGUAAACUUAACAAUAAAAGAUAAUGAUGUCAAGAUGAUUUCUGCAAAUGAAGACGUUAAAUAUAAUUUAACUAUUGAAUAUUCUGGAAUUUUAAGUAAUACUAAUUCAGAUUUUUAUACAUUCUCAUCGACUAGUGAAAAUAGUACUGCUUUUACUCCAUACAAAUUUGUUUCUGGAAGAAAUGCAUUCCCAUGUUUUGAUGAACCUCAUAUAAAAAGCACUUUUGAUAUUAUUUUAAUCAGAAAGAAAAACACUAUUUCUUUAUCUAAUAUGCCUCAUUUAAACAAAGAACCCAGAGGAAACUUUGUUGCUGACAUUUUUCACAAAUCUAUAAAUAUGUCAGCUUAUUCUGUGGCGUUUUUCUUUGGUAAUUAUGCUGGAAGAGCUUAUGACAAGAUUACUGUAUGGUGUCUUCCAAAUGAACAAUCAAUGACAGAUGAUGCUCUUGCUGUAUCAAAUAAAGUAUUAAAAUCAUUAGAAAAUAUAGUAGAAAUUGUAUUUGAAUUAUCUAAAUUGGAUCUUGUUCCAUUACAUUUAGAUAAAGUAAAAUUUCCAUCCAAACAAAAUUAUGGAUUAAUAUUUUAUCCAAAAGAAAUUUUUUUGAAUAAUAAAAAUCAAAGAAAUUUGGAAAAAUAUGAAACAUUAUAUUCAAUUAUGGCCUUUCAGAUAUCACAACAGUGGUUUGGAAAUUUAAUAUCUUUGAGUUGGUGGAAUGAUAUAUGGAUAACUGAAGGAAUUUCAACUUUUAUGGAAUACACAUUACUGUCACAUGAAUUUCUUCAUUGGAAUAAUAUUGAUCCUAUUAUUUAUUAUGCAAAUAUGGCUAGAAUGGAAGACUGUACCAAUAAUGAGAUAAAAUCUUUAUCAAAAAUUGAGUACAAGUGCAAAGAUGUUGGAAUACAGGACUAUUUACAGUACAACAAUAUUUUAAGAAAAAAGAGUGCAGCUGUUAUUCGAAUGGCACAAUACGUAAAUGGAAACGGGACAUUUUGGAGUGGAAUAAAGAAAUACUUAAAUACUUCUGAUAAAAUAAAUAAAGAAGAAAAAUUUUGGAAUUCUCUUUCACCUAAAUAUUUCAAUUUUUUUGAAAAGAUGAAGUAUUGGACACAUUUGGCAGGAAUGCCAAUUUUAACAGUUAAAAGACAAUAUAAGAAGCAUUCAGCAUUUUUAUCACAAGUUUCUUGCAGGGAAAAAUUAGAAGACUAUAAAUAUGAUUUAUGGCCUAUUCCAAUAUCCUUUAUAACAUCAAGACAUCGUCAAUGGAAUCCAAAUAAUCUAUUAUGGAUGAUAACAGAAAAUUUAAUAUUAGAAGAUUUACCAGAUAAAACUGAAUGGAUUUUGGUGAAUGGAGAUAGUAUUGGAUUUUAUGCCGUUAAUUAUGAUGAUGAAAAUUGGAAACUUUUAGCCAUGCAACUUCAUUAUAAUCAUCUAGUUUUUACAGCAAAUCAAAGAAUGAAAAUAAUUUCAGAUUUCAUAUUUUUGGAAAGACAAAAACCUUAUUUACGUUUAGGAUGGUUUAGUUUUGUUGAAAAUUGUCUUAGAAAUCAAGUUUUAUGGUUGGAUUGUUUUAAGAUAUUUGAGAGAAAUUUGGAAAAAGUAAUUAGGAGUGAAAGUAAUUUUUUGGAAUUCUUAGAGGGAAUUAAAACCUGUCCUAGAAACAUUAAAAAAUAUAAUGCUGUUGAGUCUUACUUAAAGAAAAUGUCCAAGAAAUUAUCUUCAUUACAAAAUUCUCAGAUUAAAGAAGUAUUGGGUAUGUUUUCAGAUGGUAAACAACAGUUGAAAAAAGAGUUACAGCAAGUGGAGUCUUGGUUACAAUUGAAACUUUGGACUUAAUUUAUUCAAUAAAACUCAGUUUGUGUGUAUAUUUAUAUAUAUAAACAUUAGAAAUAUAUCAUCAGUUUGCUAUACAUUUUAUAUCUAUUAUAUGAGCAAAUUUUAGCUUUGUUUCUACAAUGAACAAUGAUGGAUUAAAGAAACUACAGUUUACAGUUGAGAUUGCCAGUCAUCCUGUUUUUUCUGGGACAGUUCCAUUUUUCAGUGUUUUAUCCCAAGUCCUGGGCAGCACUAUCCUAGGACAAUAUUUGCAAAUGCCCCACAUUUUGCAUUUGCAAAACAAACAAUAUUUUUAAAAUAAAUCUAUAUGGCAACAUUUCCCACAGUCAAGUUUGGGAUGACAGGAUUAGAAGAGAUCAGAGACAUGACAUAAUAUACAUUUACGCAGUGCAAUUAUAACAAACCAACAAAACUCCAGUAAAUAUAUAACCUAGUUCUGCUGUUUUUAUUACAACUUUUAAAUUGCUGUCUGACAUAUUUGCAUAAGUUGUGUUUACAGAUUGUAUUGUGCUGUACUAACAUUUAGCUUGAAUAUUAAAUAUGUCUGCUAAUAAGAAAUUGAAAAAGGAAUGCCACUUUAAACUUUAUAA
Centruroides sculpturatus (bark scorpion) is the source of this 3231-nucleotide messenger RNA. RefSeq names its product leucyl-cystinyl aminopeptidase-like. NCBI's taxonomy places the organism in Eukaryota, Metazoa, Arthropoda, Arachnida, Scorpiones, Buthidae. Gene Ontology annotation, cellular component: cytoplasm. The transcript is spliced from 18 exons. Bases 362 to 2641 code for a protein of 759 amino acids. Gene Ontology annotation, biological process: proteolysis; peptide catabolic process. The record is from RefSeq and is a predicted model, not a curated record. Gene Ontology annotation, molecular function: metalloaminopeptidase activity; zinc ion binding; peptide binding.